GUUGGUGUACCCUAUUCCUAUAUAUAUAGGGAAUAAUAACAUACAACAUAAGAACAAAUAUUGGUAUAGAAGAUGGAGGAGUACAACGAGGGUUCAUCGGAGGAGGCAACGCUGAGACCCGAACCAUGUUUAGAACACAAGGCGGAAAACUAUGAUGAUUUAGAAGAAGAAUUGGAAUUCGAUCCUUUAUUAUACACUUCUCUUGAGCGUUAUCUUCCAGAUAAUUUCAUUAAUUUAUCACGACUCGAUAAAGUUCCAUACUUGAAUCAAAUUCUUCUUGAUUAUUCUCCUCCAUCUCAGCGCAAUCAUAGGCAUAAACAUAGAGAAUAUAGACAAAAGAUCAUGUCAAAUUAUCAGCCUCUACACAAGGUGUUAUAUACCAUGCACCCAACAAAUUUCUUUGUGCCUUCAUUUCUUAAGGCCAUCUCUGAGAACACCGAACAAAGCUUCAGAAGUAUAAUGUCUGAACCCUCUCCGGGUAUUCUAACAUUUCAAAUGCUUCAACCACGUUUUUGUGACAUGAUGUUGGAGGAGGUAGAAAAUUUUGAAAAAUGGAUUCGUGAAACAAAAUUCAGAAUCAUGCGUCCAAACACAAUGAACAAAUAUGGAGCAGUACUCGAUGAUUUUGGCCUUCAAACCAUGCUUCAGGAAUUUAUGGAGGAUUUUAUACGUCCCAUUUCAACAGUUUUAUUUACUGAAGUUGGUGGAUCAACACUCGAUAGCCAUCAUGGUUUUGUUGUUGAGUAUGGGACAGAUAGAGAUGUUGAUUUAGGUUUUCAUGUUGAUGAUGCUGAAGUUACUUUGAAUGUGUGUUUGGGGAAACAAUUCGAUGGUGGAGAAUUGUUCUUUCGAGGUGUGCGAUGCGAGAAACAUGUAAACACUGAAACACAACCAGAGGAGAUUUUUGAUUAUUCUCAUGUUGGGGGAAAUGCAAUUCUUCAUUGUGGUCGCCAUAGACAUGGUGCUAGAGCAACAACAUCAGGAAGGAGGACCAACUUGUUAAUAUGGUGCAGAAGCUCUGUGUUUAGAGAGAUGAAGAAGUACCAAACAGAUUUUUCCAACUGGUGUGCAGAGUGCAAGCGUGAAAAGGAAGAAAAGAGGCGGAAAAAUGUUUUAUUGCUCAAAUCGGAGAUGCGCCUAAGAUUUUUAUAGCUAUUCAGAAGAGUUGGGAAAACAUCGAGGGAUUAAUUGAAAAAUUUGAGACAAAUAUAAGAGUAUUAUUUUUUUUAUUUACGCUUUAAUUUAUCGUAUACAAUUAUCUACCGUCAAUAGAUAUGUUAUUUAAAAGGAAAAAAAAAGAAUGAACAUGUCAAUGUGUGUUAAUUUA
Molecule: messenger RNA, 1327 nt
Organism: Solanum lycopersicum (tomato)
Lineage: Eukaryota; Viridiplantae; Streptophyta; Magnoliopsida; Solanales; Solanaceae
Product: 2-oxoglutarate and iron-dependent oxygenase domain-containing protein CP2-like
Molecular function (GO): iron ion binding; oxidoreductase activity, acting on paired donors, with incorporation or reduction of molecular oxygen; L-ascorbic acid binding
Source: RefSeq, a predicted model, not a curated record